Messenger RNA from Acaulospora colombiana, 513 nucleotides. The record is from the annotation of a GenBank genome assembly. NCBI's taxonomy places the organism in Eukaryota, Fungi, Glomeromycota, Glomeromycetes, Diversisporales, Acaulosporaceae.
AUGGUUAGUAAGUGGGUUGGCGAUGCGUUUGGGAAAGAGGGCAUUUACGAUGGAUGGAUUCGUAUCAACGAAUAUCCAUUCUUAGAUAGCAAGGAAGAGUAUGUGUAUAACACGCUGGCCUCGGAUGUAAUGACAUUCGUAGAGGAUUUGGUGAUAAUCACGGCCACUGGGCAUACAUUGGAUGGUUUAGGUAGAGUAGCAACAUUUAAGGCAUCUAGUGAAUAUGACGGAUGCGGAUUGGUAUUUUCUGACGUUACCAUUUUAUUAUUUCAAGAGGAAUUACUCAAUGAAACAGAUUAUAAAGGAUUUCCUGUGGGUCUUCGCUAUGUCUUGGUCACCAAAAACGGACAACUUCUAGGCUUGAUUACUAAAAAAGAUGUCUUACGCCAUCUCGCCGCCAUAAAUCAUCCGGGAAGUCUGAUGAACCGAGUAUAUUCUCAAGAGGUGCAAAAUCUAAUGAUCCUGCCAGAAAGGCGGAGGUCAAGUUUCACCCGAGAUUUCGGAACUGACUAA